Suncus etruscus (white-toothed pygmy shrew) is the source of this 3802-nucleotide messenger RNA. RefSeq names its product MMS22 like, DNA repair protein (gene MMS22L). Bases 74 to 3802 code for a protein of 1242 amino acids. The record is from RefSeq and is a predicted model, not a curated record. NCBI's taxonomy places the organism in Eukaryota, Metazoa, Chordata, Mammalia, Eulipotyphla, Soricidae. Gene Ontology annotation, biological process: replication fork processing; double-strand break repair via homologous recombination. The transcript has 24 exons. Gene Ontology annotation, cellular component: nuclear replication fork.
UCCACCUCGGGAAACCCGAAUCCAGACCUUUCCUGACAUCCUCAUGAAUUCUCAGCCUUCCAGGACUUGAAGCAUGGAAACUGGCUCGGCUGAAUGCGCCCAUCUCCUGACCGACAGCUUGGAGUUGGAGCUGGGGACGGAAUGGUGCAAGACCUCUUGCUUUUCUUGUGCCUUUGAUUCCAGGGGAGGAGGCAAACAUUUUUCUGAAGAAUCUUACCUUUCUAGUGGAGCCCUGAAACGACUAAUUUUAAAUCUUGAUCCUUUACCAACUAAUUUUGAAGAGGAUACAGUUGAAAUAUUUGGCAUUCAGUGGGUUACAGAAAUGGCACUAGUGGAUUCAUCUAGAGUGCUCUUUCACUUAUUCAGGCAACAACUAUACAACUUGGAAACCUUAUUACAAGCCAAUUGUGAUUUUGGACAGAUAACAACACUGCAUGGCAAGGCAGAUGGUAUUAGGCAGCAGUGCAUAACAUUUCUUCAUUAUAUUAAAGUUUUUAUCUUCAGGUAUCUGAAAUUACACAAUCAUGAGACCUAUGCUCCUAUCUAUCCAUAUGAGACUUUGGAGUCUCAAUUGCCCUCACUUUUGGUUGCUGAGCUUCAUGGAAUACUCUUAUAUAUUGGACAUCUAUCAGAACUUCCCAGUAUUAAUCAAAGGGCAUUUGUAAAUCAUAAUCAGAAUAAGCUUUUCCCACCAUCAUGGCAUUUAUUACAUCUCCACUUAGAUAUCCAUUGGCUGGUGCUAGAAAUUCUUCAUAUGCUGGGUGAAAAAUUGAAACAAGUUGUAUAUGGUUAUCAGUUUCUGAAUCUGACAAGUAACAAUUUAACCAAUGUUAGCCUGUUCGAAGAACAUUGUGAGAAUCUUCUUUAUGAUUUAAUAAGCCUGUCAGUCAGCAGAUAUGACAAGGUCAGACCUUCUGAUGCACUAUUGAGUCACCAUUGCCCAUGCUCAUGCAUUAAAGAAUUAUGGGUUCUCCUUAUUCAUCUUUUAGACCACAGAAGUAAAUGGUCUGUCUCAGAAUCAUUUUGGAACUGCUUGAAUAAAUCACUCAAAUUAUUCUUUGAAAAAUCAAGUGACCAAAGAAGACCUUCUGUAUCUAUAACCCUGCCCAGGGAUCCAUUAAGUUUUGUUUGGUGGAUUAUUACUCAUGUCGCAUCAUGUUACCAGUUUGAUCGCCAUGGAACUCCAGAUGAAACUAGACACAUGGAAUCUAAUUGGAACUUUGUAGAAGAAUUGCUAAAGAAGUCCAUUAAAGUUCAGGAUAGUAUACUAGAAGAACAAUUGAGAAUGCACCUUCAGUGUUGCUUGACACUUUGUGAUUUAUGGGAGCCAAACAUGACAAUUGUCACUAUUCUCUGGGAAUAUUUUAGCAAGAACAUGAAUAAUUCUUUUAGUGUUUCUUGGCUUCCUUUGAAAGGCCUUGCAAAUAUCAGUAAGUCCCCCUUUUCGAUGCUAGAAAUGGUGAAGAUCUGUUGCUGUGAUAAACAAGACCCUGACCUGUACAACUCUAGCAGCAGCUUCACCAUUUUUCUUUGCAUUUUGGCAAAAGUUGUUAAGAAAGCUAUAAAGAACAGUGGACUUCAUCCUUGGAAACAAGUCAAAGGAAGAAUAUAUUCUAAAUUUCAUCAAAAAAGAAUGGAAGAACUAACUGAAGUUGGUCUGCAGAAUUUUUUCAACCUUUUUCUACUGUUAGCAACUGUUGCAGAGGGGGAGGACGUAGCAGUUCGUGUUUUAGACCUCUUGGAUUUCCUCAGGCCUGCCUUUUUAUCAUCUCCUCUCAUUUGGAAAGGUCAGAUGGCAUUCCUCUUGAUGUAUGCUCAAAAAAAUUUGGAUAUUGGUGUAUUGGCUGAGAAGCUUUCAGUUGCCUUCCGGGAGAAAGCAAAAGAAUUCUUAGUCUCUAAAAAUGAUGAUACAGGCCAGAGACAUGCUCUCUGGACACUACUUUGUAUCUACGUAGAUGGUGUUCAAGAAGUAUUUGAGACCAGUCAUUUUGUGCAUCCUUCCCAUGAAAAACUGCUCAAUGAUGGCUUUAGUAUGCUUCUACGAGCUUGUCAAGAAUCUCAGCUUAGGACAGUAUUGAAUUUUCUGCAGGCUGUUCUGGCUCGAAUCAGAAGUAUGCAUCAACAAUUGUGUCAGGAACUUAAGAAAGAAAAUGUAGACCUAAUUGUACAGUCAUCAUUAUCAACUAAAGAGCGCCACCUUGCUGCAGUCUCCAGAGCUCUCUGGAAGCACUUCUUUUCAUUCCUGAAGAGUCAGAGGAUGUCCCCCAUAGUGCCUCUCUCACAACUGGCAGAUGCAGCCGCAGAUUUCACUUUGUUGGCAUUGGACAUGCCUAGCACAGCUCCAUCAGAUUUUCAACCUCAGCCAGUUGCAGCAAUGAUUCAUCUUUUUGGUUGGGAUGAAAUGAUCUUGCCCCAAGUUGCAGCAAGAUAUUUAAGUCAUUUCCUACAGAAUAGCAUGUUAUGUGAAGCACUUUAUCAUUCAGGCUGCUUAUCUUUUCAAGCUUUAACUAUAAGAUCAUGGAUUCGGUGCAUUUUACAAAUGUACAUAAAAAACCUCAGUGUGCCUGAUAAUUUGUUGGUUGAUAUAAAUCCUGAACCUGCUGUUGAAGAAGAGUAUAUGCAGCAAUUAGCUGAACUUACGAGGUUGCUAUUCAAACUCUCAGAAGUAAGAACUAUUUUUUCAAAUGUGGAAGUUGAGCAUUUACCCAUUCCAGAGGACCCUAAAAUAGCUCUUGUUCGAUUCCUUGAGGCUGUUGGUAUAACUUACGGGAAUCUACAGACACUCUCUGAUAAAUCUGCCAUGGUCACAAAGUCUUUAGAAUAUCUUGGUGAAAUAUUAAAAUAUGUAAAACCUUAUUUGGGAAAGAAAUCUUCCAGCGCAGGUUUGCAGCUGACUUAUUGGGUGAUGGGAAUUCUUGUUAAAUCCUGGGCACUGAUCUUUUCCACUUCUAAAGCCCAAAAAUUACUCUUCCGGAUCAUAGACUGUUUACUAUUGCCACAUACAGUGUUACAGCAAGAGAAAGAGCUGCCUUCAUUUAUGCUGACUGCAAUUCAGAAGAGUCUUCCUUUGUAUCUCCAGGGUAUGAAUAUUGUGUGUUGUCAGUCUCAUAAUCCGAAUGCCUAUUUGAAUCAAUUGCUUGGGAAUGUCAUUGAGCAGUAUAUUGGACGGUUUCUUCCAGCUUCACCGCAUGUUUUUGCUCUUGGACAACAUCCUGUUUUGUUAGCAUUGAAGAACUCAUCCCCUGGUCUGUUGACGUCUUCUCUAAAGAAAUGCAUUAUUCAAGUUAUAAGGAAAUCCUACUUUGAGGGUAAAGGAUCCUUUGUCCCUCCUCGCUUAGCAUCCAUACUGGCCUUUAUUCUCCAACUUUUCAAAGAAACCAAUGUAGAUGUUUCUGAGAUUGAACUACUCCUUCCUGGAAUCUUAAGAUAUUUGGUGUUGGUCAAUGAACCACAAGUUAAAAGGCUGGCCACAGAGAACCUGCAGUGCAUGGUAAAAGCCUGCCAAGAGGGGUCAGAAGGAGAACCUGCCACCCAGCUGACUUCUCUGUUUAGGCAAUUCAUCCAGGAUUAUGGUAUGAAAUAUGAUUAUCAGAUUUACAGCCUUUUAGAAACAGUGACAGCAUUGAGCCAGCAGGUUGUUAUCCACUUGAUUUCGACCCUCACUCAGUCUCUGAAGGAUUCAGAACGGAAAUGGGGCCUUGGCAGAAAUAUUAAACAAAGAGAAGCAUAUUGUAAACUUUUAUCGCAACUAGGACAAGUGGGACAAGAUGAGAUACAGAGGCUGCAAAAUGAUGAUACCUAA